Tribolium madens (black flour beetle) is the source of this 5709-nucleotide messenger RNA. RefSeq names its product titin-like. The record is from RefSeq and is a predicted model, not a curated record. The coding region runs from base 297 to 5375 and encodes 1692 amino acids. NCBI's taxonomy places the organism in Eukaryota, Metazoa, Arthropoda, Insecta, Coleoptera, Tenebrionidae. The transcript is spliced from 6 exons.
CCAAAUGCGUUUUGGUGUUUUCCCGGGGCUUAUCUCAGUGUUUCAUUGUCGGAAAAUCGUGAAAAUCGUGCGAGAAAAGUGCAUUUAUUAGUGUUUAUUUGUUUGUUAGGUUGGCGGUCUGGCGACGCCAAGCCGCAUGGUACCAUGGGAUAAUCAUGUACGUCGGUGACAAGUGAAACAAUUCGCAUUCUGAAGAUCCCUGUAAUCGCAGCCCCAAAUACGACUAAACCGUCCCAGGAGCGGCACCACAGCCCCUUUUAACCUUUUUUAGGGGAAAAAUCAAUGAAACGGCAAAAAUGACCGACGACGAAGGCCCGAAAUACAAAGACGGCGACAUUGUUUGGGUGAAAUUGGGGCCUUGUUGGUGGCCCGGAGAGGUCACAGAAAACGCCCCCGAGGACUUCACCUCCAAGAAACCCCCCCUAGCCAUCGUCAAGUUCUUCAACGAGGCCACUUAUGAGUUUGUCAAAACCCCCAAUCAGAUUUAUAACUACAACUGCGAGCGCAAAAAUGAGUUUAUUAAAAAGGGAAUGGACUCCUUCCGGGCUAAUAACCCCCACAUGGAGAAAUUCCCAGGGGACGUGUCUUUAGCCGAAAUACGCACUGACGGCAACCCCAACAUCCUCGCAGACCCCAUUUUCGCCCCCCAGAAGCGGAGCAACAUCAUCGCGGAGGUGUUCGGCAGCCCCGCGCCCAAGAAGACCCCCAAGGAGGGGAAACACGCCCGGGGACGCAGUUCAAAAAAUUCGGGUAAAAAACCCAAAUUGAACAUCACCCAUCGUCGAUUUCUGGGUUGUGACGACUACGAGGCCCACAUCCGGGUCCAAUUUCCGGGUAAAGACGUCGAAAACUCCAGUGGUGACGAAGAAAUCGUCAAAUUAAAUGCCGAACCAAACAAAACGUUCAAUUGUUCGUCUUGUAAUUUUCAAACGAAUCGAAUCGACGUGAUGUUGUUUCACGUCAAAUGUCAUAUUAAAGGAAUCGCGUCGCCUAUGCCGGUAAAAAAGAAAACUGUACCGAAAAAGAAGAAAUCGAAGAUAAUUAAACAUAUAACGUCCGAUGAUGACCACACGAAUUCUAGUUCGGCAUUCCUCGACACCGAUAGUGAGGAAGAAAAGCCGAAACCGAAACGAAGAAGAAGAGUCACCUCACCGAAGAAGAAACCAAAACGAAAUGAAGAACCCACAAUUGACAUUAGGACGAAUCUCCUCGCCGAAUGGUCCGACAGUGAAAACGAAGAAGUCGAAACAAGUAAAGAAAAAAAUGAAGAUGAAGAAAACAACAAAAAUGAAGAAAAAGAGCACAAAUCGUGUUUUGAUUUCGACGAUGAAGAAGAAGAAACGUUAGGUGAGACCACAGCCGGACGUAAAAUCCCACGUGUAAUCCCCCCGAAAUCAAGCGAAAUUGAAGAAGAAACUGAAGAAACGACGAAAAGUAGCGACGAAUUUAAAGAUUUAAUGGAAUCGACGUCAGUACCCGAUUUACCAGACGUACCACCGGAAGUGAAACCACAAAAUAAUAUCAAAACGGAAGUUGCAACGAAAUUAACCAAUCCGAAGAAACGUUUCGUUAAAUCAUUUGAAGAUUUCGAAUUGUUGCAAAACGAACAACGCAAAGCACAGGAAGAAGAAGAGAAGAAAGGGAAAGUGGUAGUGGAAGCGGUCGAACCACCACCCGAACACAAAACAGCCGAAUCCGAAAAAGAAGAAGAAGAAGAAGAAAAGAUCGAACCCAAAGAAGAAAAGAUCGAACCUAAAGAAGAUAAGAUCGAAUCAAAUCUUCAAAUAUCGAAAUUGAAAUGUCAGAUUAUGUCAAAACUAGGCGAUGAAGAACCAGAAGUGAGCAAAACGAAGAAAUCACAUCGGUCACCCAGAAGCAAGAUUUUGGAAUCGUACCGAAAAGACAAGAGGAAAAGUGUGGAAGAAGUGAAGAAAGACGAGGAAGAGGAUGUGGUUAAGCAAGUCGAAGAGCUUCCAAUUGAAGAAAAAGAAAUGAAGAAACUUGAUGAAGAAAUCGAAAAGAUCAAUCCAAUCGAUGAUUAUCUCAACGAUUUUCUUUUCGAUUUGCAGAAGAAGGAAGAGAGUCCUAAAAAUGACAAAAUCGAAGAAGAAAAAGAAGAAGAAAGCGCCCCAAAUGAGGUUCGAAUCAAAUCGGAUUCGGGUGAUAUUGAUAUUGCUAUCAAAACAAAUUUGAGUAAUUUUAAUAAAGGUGAAGAAGAAAUGUCUGCAUUGAGCACACUUGCAAUGGUUUCGCAAUUGGAAGAAGAAAAACCAAUAGAAGAAGAAAAUGAAGAAAUUAAGUUACCAUUUGUGGAAAAACCGGAAACGGAAAUGGUACCAAUCGAUGGUAAUUUGACUAAAGUUUCCGAAAAAGACUUAGCUGAUAGUCAAGUUGAAAUCACAGCAACGUGUAAAAAACCCGUCACUUUGACCAAUUUCUCAAUGGAUUUCUCCGAAUGUAAUAGUAAUAGUAAUAAUAGUGAAACGAGCGAAGUGAGUGAAACAAAAACUGAAGAAACAAAAAAGAAUGACGAUUUAAUGGAUUUAGAAGAACAUAUACCGUCACAAAUCGUCGAUAAAAAAACAAAAGAUGAUGAAGAUAAGGAAGAAGAUAAUCCUCCAUCAAAACUCCUCGAACGUUUAACCGAAAAACCGAAAACGAUAAAAGUGCCUAAAGAUAGUACAAAAGUGACGAAGAAAUUCAUCAUUAAAUCGCCAACUAGUAAAAUUAUUAAACCGGUUACAACCUCAAACAAACCGGUUAUUUUAUCCGAGAAGAUAAUUAAACCGAUUACCCCCACUACUGCUUCAGUUUCUGUACAAAAAGUCACCUCGAAACGUAAUUUACACGAUCCUGACGAAAUCGACGCUUUUAUCAUACAAAAAGGUAAUAAAACGGAAGAAGAAGAAGAAGAAGAGGAAAAUGAAGAAAUACCGGUGAAAAAACUGAAGAAAAAUACAACAGGAAUGGAUUUGAAAAAAUUACAAGUUUCAUCAACUGCAACAUCGGUGAAGAAAAGAGGCAAAGCGAAGAUUUUACAACAGACAAUAAUUACACCAGCUGGUGAAAUAAUCCAACCAGGGGUACCAACCUCUGAUGAUAAUGUUUUUGAUAUUAAUUCAAUGCCGAUUGUGCUCUCCGAUCAGAUUCUCACACCGGAAUCGAUUGAAAAUAUGCCGAUUUAUUUAUCCGAGGCACCAGCCGAGCAACCGAAAAUCGUUAAAAAAGCAAUCCCAAGUCAAAUGCGUGUUAUUAAUAAAUCAAUAUCUUCAUCUGGCACCAAAUUGAUAAAAACACCCAAAAUUCUAGGUACUAUGGGUACCAAACUGAUCAAACAAAAUUCAUUUAGUCCGAAACAAAAAUUUGUUAUUGUAACACAACCAACAGCUACAGCAACAACAAGUAAAUAUACAGUGGGUAAAAAACAAAUUGUUAAAAGUGCGGGAACUUUAACUAAAGUGCAAAAUAUAGCACCGGAACCAUCCGGAAAUAAAAUAAUGAUUUUGACAGAUCAACAAGGACAACAACAACGUGUACUUCUAACACCAGCACAACAAAAAAUGAUGGGGUACCAAAAUCAAGGUACGAAAAUUAAAACUGUGAUGAAAGGUAAUAUAAUCCAGAAGGCUAAGGAUGGUUCAAUGCCUGGUUCUAGUGGUUUAAUCACUAAAACCAUCACUCCGAGUCGUGUUUUAACACAAUUAAAAAAACCAAUCGGUCGUAAAAUACAAAUGCAAAGUCAAAAAGUACCAAUUAAACCACCACCAUUACAACAAAAAACCAUUCUUAUUAAAAAUCAACAUGGCCAAACUGUACGUAAAAUUCAAGGUACUGAUGAUGCAUUAUUAGAUAAACAAGUCGCUGAACAAAUCGAAGCGAUCAAAGCAAGCGGUGUAUUACAACAAAAACAAGAGAUUUUGAAUUAUAAAAAUAAAACGUCGACAGUACGACGUUCAUAUGUGAAGAAAAUUGAUAGUCCGAAAAAAACCGAACCGGUUCCCCCACUCGCACCAAUAUCACCGAAAAAACCCGAAGUGGAAAAACAACAGGAGGGUAAAUCCCUUCAUCAGUUGGUAAUACAGGACGCUAUGGGUAAUCAAACGACGAUCACAGAAGGCCAAAUUUUGGCAUUACCAAGUGAGACUAUUGAUGGUCAACCACAAUCCUAUAUGUUGGUAACAUUGGAUGAAAGUGGAAAUUUAACACCGUUGAAUAAUGAAGCGUUAUUAUCACUUGAUCCCAAUUUGGGAUUAGGUGGGGAUUUAGGGAAUACGGUUUUACAAAUCGAUCAAAGUGAGGGAAUAACAACAACAACAACAGCAGCAACAACAACAACAACACAGUCGGAGGUUAAAAGUGAAGAAGUGGUGGCGCCACCUGUCACAAAAGAGGAGGAAAAACCCGAUGGACAACAAUUAAUUGUAACGGGGGAUCCCAUAGCUGCACAAAAAUUUCUAGAAUCACUAACUGAAGGUAAUACAGAUUUGGCAAAUAUAUUAGCAAAUGCUGAAGGUUCAAUUUUGAUUCAUGCUGAUGGUCAACAAAUUCUAAUAAAUACAGAUUCCGACAAUCAAAUGUUAUUAUCAGUCAAUACAGAUAAUUUAAAUAUGGCGGAAAGUAGUGAAGGUGGGGGUAAUCCGAUUUUUGCUACACAACCAUCGAAAAAUCAAGAUAUCCUUGCAGCUGCCCUCGCCGACACUGAUGUAUUUCAAGGUGAACAAAAUAAUGGCCAAAAAGUCUCACAAUUGAGUCCAAAUAGUAGUCUAUAUCCGAUUAAUGUCGGUAACGUAUUAGAAACAAGCUUAACUUUGAAUUCACCAAUCAUGACACCGCUUGAAGUCCCAUCGACCAAUAGUAAAAAGAUUGAUGAGAGUGAUAUUUUAGCACCAGUACCUAAAACAGUCGAUCUACCAAUCACAAUCACCGAUCCUAAUAUAUCACAGACUGUAUCCCAGCAACAAGUUUCGUUGCCUAGUAACAUAGAAUUAUCAUUACCAAUAAGCGAGUCGGCAAUAGUCACGUGUUCAGAGAUGAGUUACUAUUCGUUGCCGAGUCUCGAAUCGGAUCGAAGUAUGCCGAUUUUGACCGAAGAUGAGCCGAAGGAUGAUGAGAAGGGGGGGAAUGAUGAGAGUGAGGGGUUGUGUACACUUGGGGGCGAAAUGUGUAGUUCUUUGAGUGAGCCCCCCCCUGAUAUGUUUGAUUUGUCGGCGGUUUUGUCCUCCCAGAAGGAGAAGGACGAGUCGAAUCCGGGAUCGGUGACUGAGACGAGUAGUCCGAAUACUGUGAAUGAGGAUUCGUGCGAAAUUCCGGUCCAGCCGGAAAUUGUGACGAAAUUGGAGGGGGAGGAGAAAGAGGCGAAUUCGACUGAGGUGUAAAUAAGUGUAAAUUGGAGGAGGGGGAUUUUUGUAUAUAUUAAUUGUUAAAUUUAUGUACGAGUGUACAUAAAGAUGAUGCUUCUUUUUUAUUCAUAUCUUUUUAACGAUUAUGAUAGGUAAGACAUAUAUGCACACUUAGGUCAAGUUAUGCUUAUUGUAGAUGUAUGUUAGAGUAGCUUCCAUGUGUCAUUUUUCGUGUGAUGAAGUUGGUACUGGAUAGGAUUUUAAUCUUGAUUAAGACACGUUAAGUAAGCUAGAGAUAAUGUUCUUUUAAAGAUUAUGUUAUGUAUAAUUUUAUUGUAAUAAAAAAUUAAUCAUAUUUCUGAUAUACCUA